AUGCAACCAUUGAAAGUUAACAUUUCACCAAAUACUUACUCAGUAAACAUUGAAUCUAAUCCGCCCAUCAAAAGACUUUAUCGUAAUGAUGAAGCGUCUACUUGUGAAGCACGCUUUUUAUCUAACAAUGAUGCUAAGCGACGUGUAACUCAGUCAUCUGAUUUUCAUUGGUGUCUUACAGAUAGUUGUUGCAAUUCCGCUCUACUUGUAUCAAAGUUCCCAGAGUUUUGUCCUGUAAAAAUUGGAAUGAUUCAACACACAUCAGCUGAUACAAAUGAUAGUGCUCAUUUGGACCAAACUGAUCGUUCUGAUUCAAAUGAAUUCUUAUUUCAAAAUUACCCUAUAUUACAAGAAAAAUAUGGGAUAAAUAUACAUAUUCCUAGACAGAGCUUCUGUCUUAUAUAUGUAAAUGGGCGUCAUAUUCAAAUGUUUACUUAUAAUUGGACAAAAGAAGAAGCUGAACGUAUGUCAAACCGCUUACUAUUAUCUGUUGAAUGGUAUAAUCAACGUUAUCAGCUUUUAUGUUCACUAUCAUUUCAAAAGUUGGGCUUAUUUCAUGCGAUCAGUAAUUCAGCUUUUCGCGGUUGUGCUGCUCGUGCUAUGGAUUUGAUACGAAAUACAUGCCCUCCUGAGUUAAACAUUGGUACGGAUUCUCCGUGUACAGCAGUUAGUCAGACUUCAAGUAAUUUAUAUAAUACUUCGCCUUUAUCGUCAGUUUCAUCUACACCCAAUGCUCAAAUUUCUGUAUCAAGUAUUUCUAUGAAUAUUCUAUCAGCUGUGACUUCCAUUGCUCGCAGGCGAAAUGUAACACCAUCUACAGUUGAUAUGAAUACUAACUGUAUUAACAGCAGUAAUAUUUUUCACACUCCUUCCUCACCCGCCUUUCAAACUCAUUCGUCAUCUCUUCAUGGAACAAACAAUUCACGGAUGGAAUUUAAGGAACAUAAGAGUAUCAACAACUUCUUACGACUGUUUCAAGACUGUGGUUAUAUACCGCCUUUGAUACCACCUAGUAAUCCAAACUUACCGUACAUUGAUAUGUUACAACGGCACAGUGAGCAAGCCUUAACGCUAAUGCAUGCUGAUAUUCGGCGGUCUCAGUAUAUCGAAUUGUUCAGUGAAUAUUUUAGAAAUUGGCAAGAAGGUGGUAAAAACAAUACAGCAAAUAAAGAGUCAAAUCCAGUAAAAGCUAUACCAGUGAACAAGGAUACUGGACAGAAGUUUUCUCAUUCUAAGUCUGCAGUGGGAUCUGCUAAGGAACUUCUGCCCAGUGAUCAAUUGUUCAAACGGCUACAACGUUAUUCGGCUAUUAAACAAGCUUGUCGUCACUUGCACACCAUAUGUACUCCCAUAUUAUUUUGUCCUAAUACACGUUCAAAAGUUGUGCAGCUAAUCAAAGAAGAAGAAAAUGCUAUGAAUAAAACAGCUCAGUUAUACUUCAGUUCUAUUUCACGUCAUUCUUCUGCAGCUACACCUACGGACAUCACCGUUACUUCUGCCAAUAAUACUGAUUCUACCAUUUCUGAUUUAAUAGUACAUAAGGAAAUAGGUGAUUCGGAUAAAAUGCAUUAUCAUACCGAACAAGCUACAAACCAGUGUAAAUCCAGUGAAAAUGAAUCGGGCUCUUCAAAGGAUUUUUCUGUAAAGUCAACUCCUGUUAGACUAAAACAAGUAUCGGACGCCGGUGGGAGUCGUUUUUUAUCCCCGUGGCUAAGUUGGUCACACAAUUCAGCUACUCCGGGUAAUCUUGAUGACACAAAUAUACUUUCAACGGAUAUCUUACUUGCUGAUAACAAUUCAUGUGCUGACAAUUCGCAUCAUCACGAUAGUUGUUUUACUUCCGUCUUAAACUUCAAUAAUUGGUUACGUCGUGUAGCUCACCAAUUUCUAAUGAAAUAUUCUCAAUAUUUGCAACAAGAAGUAGGCUUUCAUUCAAUACCAAUUUUCAAUAGUUCCGUUUCAUUAAAUAGACGUGAACAGGCAGCAAAACCUUAUAUUAACUAUGCAUUGUUUCGUCGUUCUAUACACUUGGCUGGAGUACAUAUAAUUGAGCUUUUUGUCCGCGAUUUUCAUCUGUUCGUUAGAUUGGGUACUAUCGAAGUUAGUCGUUUUAGCUGGCAUGCUUCACGUUCUGUAACACUUGGGCCGUAUACAUCCGAAGUGAUUUCUCAAACGGCAGCAUCAGCUGCAGCCAGUAUGACAUCAGUUAUGUUCAAUGCAGUUUUUCGUCGAAAUAUGGAGAGGUCAUUUCGUUCGCCUAGUGCUAAUUCUUCUUUUAAUAUCAUAACUAGUCCAUCAGAUGGGAAGUAUUCUGAUUGGUUUGAGUAUAGUAGUAAUCUUUCGUGGAACGAAUCAAGUAAACUAUGUGACUACACACAUCUCCAUUCAUUUUCGUACGACUUUCAUUUGCGUGCAAUUCAAGAUUAUUUAGAAAAUCGACGAUGCUUUCAACGAAGUCAGUGUUCUGAUGCAUCACGUAGACAAACUAGUGCAGUUGGAAGCGUAUAUUCUAAUGUGAUUACUAUUCCCGACUACCCUGUCACAAAAUUUCUAGAAGAUUUAACCUGUAUUGCUAAAAAAUUACCACUCUUUUCUCGGGGUUACUUAUGUUGCUUUCCUGUUACAUGCCACGUUAGUUUAUGUCUGCGACCAGACCAAGUUUUUCAUCAUCUUAUCGAAGAACAUGCUUCCUACGGUGUAGAUAUUCUACGCAUGACUAGACGGGAAUAUAGUGCUUCCCAAACGAAUCCACCAUAUAACAAACAUUUAUCAUAUAAUUUUGCUUUAGUUGAGCAAUGUCAUCCUGAACAGGAAUCUGGAUGUUGUAGUUCACGUUCAACCAGUUCAGAUCAUCAUUCAAAAUAUCAACCAUGUUCAAAUUUAAGAAUGUCUUCUGAAUCGAAUUCUUCCUCUACCACUAACAGUAAAGAUCAGUCUUGUAAAUUUUCCGCUUUGGGAAUAGCUAGUGCACAUCACAUUGUUGAGAAUUUAACAAAGCUUGAUAGUGAACUUUCUAAUAGACAGUCAAUAUCCCAACCUUAUUCAGUAACAGGAAUUGUUGUUCCUGAUGAAGUUAACGGAACCUAUUCGGAUAUUAGAUCACCAGUAGAUGGAUCUAUUACAAAUAGACUACUUCAUUUGGUUGUAUAUCUAAUUAUUCUAGAUUCAAAACACGAAUUUCCAGAAUCUAGACUUGCAAAAUUAAAUUCAAGUUCAUGUACACAAUGUCCAGUUGAUUGGCCAGCUAUUCGCCCUUGCGUUGAUCCGUGUUCAUUUACAUAUCAACCAACCCUUGUCAAUCGGAUACCUAAACCAUUUGGCAUUGAGGAUACAGAUAUUUCUAGUUUGACAGCGGAACGACAAUGUCAAAAUCUGAAUAUCUCCCCUACGGACUCUGGCGACUAUAGAAGAUUUUCAAAGCACUCUGAAAAUACUUUCGACAGCGAUGUACGAUGGCACAUGUCCUACUUAAGUAUGUGUCCUUCUCAUCAAGUUCAAUUACAUCGUGUACUUCGAAUAUCUCAAUCCAAUUUAGAAUCUCGGAUAACACAAUUAAUUGGUCGGUCUGGCGUUGAUUGUCAUAAGAAUCUACUCUGGUAUAAACUGUUCGAUACAAAUUCUUCUCUGGCUACUCAGAUUCUUUCGACGAAUAGUCGUUCUUUGUCCCAAGAUGCUGUUGAAACCAACUGUCGAGUGGAAGACGCUUCAUCUAUUUCUUUAGGCACCAACCUGAACCCGGUAGAUAGUUACCUAUGUCCUGUUCUGAACCAUCAGAGUCUGUCAAUGCGAGAGAUAGAAGAAUUAGUUGAUUCUGCACCAUUUCAGCUGGAUAUUCUACGUUUGGAUCCUCGUUUAAUUGAAUUGUUUAAUGUUGGUGGUUGCCAUUUGAACUCUGUCAGUGUAUUGUUAAACAAAGAAUUUAUUGAUUUACAGCAGAGUAGUCACCAUCAAAUUGACCAGAUGAAAUUGACUAUCAGUUCAAAAUUAUAUAAAUAUUCUACAUCGGAAACUAUACCAUGUAUAGCCUACCGAUUUAGUCAUUCAGUUGAAAGCAAAUUGGAUGAAGUAUCAAAUACCGAUCGUCAAUGUACAAAAAUUAUAUGUUGGUGUGAAAGUAGUAAUGAUGAAUGUGUUCUAGAUGAAUAUUCUACAGUUUACACAUCUUGUCCUAUGAAAAAUACGUACUCUAAUGGUGUUGGUACUAGGAAAAGUAGUUGUUUUAUAGAUGCCAGUGAGAACAAUCCAAAAACACCCCAAAGUCAUCAUAUGGAAAUAAGAAACCAUAAAUAUAAAGAUUUUCAAUUUCGUGCAGUUUUUCGAGCUGUUGGUGAUCCAACCAAUCCGUCGUCAAUGCGCCGGUUAAUUGAUUCAGGUAGUGAAAUACAGAAUUUAUUUUUUAAAACGUCAACACUAGCUCUAGUAGCCACUAAUUUCAUUGAGAAACUCAGUUUUUUCGUUUGGAAAACAUUGCACAAUUAA
Messenger RNA from Schistosoma mattheei, 4479 nucleotides. The record is from the annotation of a GenBank genome assembly. Lineage: Eukaryota; Metazoa; Platyhelminthes; Trematoda; Strigeidida; Schistosomatidae.